AUGGGAGGUCGUGGACUUCCGGCUAAUAUGAAAUUCCCUUUCCGAUACCAUGGAUCACUCGAGCGCCUUCUCCCAUUGUUCGCUCUCGUCUCCUUUCGCCUUCACUAUGCGGUUAUUUUCACAUUUGAGAAGUUAUUGUUCCGUCUUGCAGCUUCCACCGUAUUAUGCCGACCUCACGAUUCAGAAGAAGAGGAUGGUGACACAGUGAAAUCGCUCAUCCCUCUUCCCAGUAAAAACGCCAUUGAACAGAUUGGAGCAAAAUUUUUGGAUGCUCUAAUCAAGCGAGGGCAAAUGGAAAUGGCAAAAGGGGCCUUUAAGACCCAAUUAGAAGUGUUGGAAAAAGUGCAUCCUGAACAGUACGAGAAGUACAAAAAACUGAAAAUCGAAGAUCUCGCAGCCGAUGCGGUAAUGCAACAGGCAGAGAUGGCAAAGCUUCAACCAAAAACAGGCAAGAUAAUAAGAGAUAAAAAAAGCAACCCGAUGAUAGAUAUGCUGAACGAGAAUGGAAUUCCAAUCUCAAGUAGUCUGAAAGGUCUUGAACAGGCCAUCAAGACACAGAAAGAGAUGGAAACGCAAGAUCCAUCCGAGCAGAUAGCAAAAGCAGUGCUGGAAAAGUUCCAGCAACAAAUUCUCCCCGGACUUGUAGCAAAUAUGAUCGCAGGUCGAAAUCCGUUUAAGAUCCCUCAAGAAAUGAGGGCACCACAACCCGAACCGAAUGAAAUCAGACGAAUGGCAUUGAAUCCAGAAGUUGCUUCUGUGCUUAGUUACCGAAGUCUGCGAGAUGAACCGCUUCAUGGAAGACCACUUGCCGGCGAUAAUGACCUCGACUAUAUUAGGAACCAGGUAUCCGCCGAGCUAUAGCU
Molecule: messenger RNA, 863 nt
Organism: Strongylus vulgaris
Lineage: Eukaryota; Metazoa; Nematoda; Chromadorea; Rhabditida; Strongylidae
Source: the annotation of a GenBank genome assembly